Thamnophis sirtalis is the source of this 4193-nucleotide messenger RNA. NCBI's taxonomy places the organism in Eukaryota, Metazoa, Chordata, Lepidosauria, Squamata, Natricidae. The record is from RefSeq and is a predicted model, not a curated record.
CUGAACAUUUUUCAUAUGCCAUCUGGCUUAAAGCAAUGGUAGCCAGGACAUGGCUACUCCCUGGUACUACACUGGCUACACUGGGAAAAGUGACAGCUAUAUUGUGCGAGUCAAAGCUGUGGUUAUGACCCGAGAUGACUCCAGUGGAGGAUGGCUGCCCCAAGAAGGAGGUGGCCUUAGUAGGGUUGGUGUCUGCAAGAUCCAGUGCACAGAGGCCAAUGGAAGGAAUGGAUUUCUCAUCCAUGGAGAAAGGCAAAAAGACAAACUGGUGGUGCUGGAAUGCUAUGUGAAAAAAGACUUGAUCUACACUAAGGCAAAUCCUACAUUUCACCACUGGAAAGUUGACAACCGAAAAUUUGGACUCACUUUUCUAAGCCCUGCUGAUGCACGAGCAUUUGACAGAGGGGUGAGAAAAGCCAUUGAAGAUCUCACAGAAGGUUCUACAACAUCAUCUUCCACGAUCCACAAUGAAACUGAAGUUGGGGAUGACGAUGUCUUUACUAAUGCCACUGACAGUUCUUCUAAUUCUUCUCAGAAAAGAGAGCAGCCUUUACGAACACUAGCAUCUUCUCCAUCCUUUGAGCAUCACCGAAUUUGCACCCGUGGCCACUUUCAUGACCAGUUUAGCCCUGAGCUUUACCAUCUAGAACAAUCAAUCUUACGAUCGUGCCGCCACGUCAGCUUCCCCGAUGAUGACGAAGAGAUUGUACGGAUUAAUCCAAGGGAAAAGAACUGGGUGACAGGUUAUGAGGACUACCGUCAUACCCCUGUGCGGGGGAAGUACAUUGAUCCCGAUGAUGGGGACUCCUAUGUGCGGUUUGCCAAAACGGAGGCCUCGAAGCAUGACUACAAUUACCCUUAUGUCAGUAACACUGACUUUGAUCGAGGGGAUGACAUUAAGGGUGCCGUGAUUAAAACUCAGCCAGUCAGGUGUAAACAGCGGCGGCGAAAAGAAGACGGGGAAAGGUCACGGUGUGUCUAUUGUAGGGACAUCUUCAACCGCGAGGAAAACAGGCGGGGUCAGUGCCAGGAUGCUCCAGACCGAGUCCAAAGCUGUAUCCGCCGAGUCAGCUGCAUGUGGUGUGCAGACAGUAUGCUCUACCACUGCAUGUCUGAUCCAGAAGGAGACUAUACAGACCCUUGCUCCUGCGAUACCAGCGAUGAAAAGUUUUGCCUCCGGUGGUUGGCCCUAAUCGCCUUGUCCUUUCUGGCCCCUUGUAUGUGCUGUUACUUGCCCCUCCGGGCUUGCUACCACUGUGGGGUGAUGUGCAGGUGCUGUGGUGGGAAACACAAAGCAGCUGGAUGACAGCACUCCAAGCCGGUGAAGGCCAGUUUUCUUCCCCUUCUUGGUCUGGAGCAUUCUCGGUUUGCGCCCAUCUGAGCCGGCCUUGGGAGCCUGUUGGAAUCUAGGAACCAGACGGCUCCUUCUCUUUCCCUCCCACUUGGCUGCUAUGCAUUGAUUGCUCCUGGAGUUCUAACAGACUAAUGUACCACAUAGACGUUUGUAUUAUUGAUCUGUCAUCUAGCAGAAGGUCUUCUGUGUGAUUAUUCCUUCCCUCCUGCAAGGAAAGCAUUUUGAGAUGGGAACGGUUGACUGGGACAGAAUUUGCAACAUCUCACGGGGGUUACCUAUAUUUAGCAAGCUUGACACACCCGUGAGAGUAUAUAACAAUGGAGUGAAAUCCCACUUUGGAUUGUGAGCACCUUGCAGCCAGUUUGAGGGUAUGGAUUCUUGUGUAUACAAAAGAUGUUUGUGGGUAAUAAUUGUGCACCAUGGUAAUGUAGGGCCACCAAUUGCACAACCUACAGUUCCUGAAAAGUCCCAUCAUGGUUUUUGGGUGGUCUUCUGGGAUUUUCUGAUUUUUCAGGAGUCAGCUAAAAUGUGGGAAAUGAGCCUUAGUAUUAUCUGUAUUAUAUGUGAGAAUCUGAGAACUCCUGUGAUUUCAGACCAAUUUUAUACACAAAGUGAAAUAUUUAUAAAUAGGUUUCUCCUCUUCCUCUUUCCCCAGCCAACAUCGCCUUUCUCUUCCAAAUAACAGUGGAAAAAUUAGCUUUGCAUUGAUGUUCUUCCCGAUGAAAGCAGUCUUUAUGCUGUGGUGUUCCUAUCUGAGGCAAAGGGGGAGUUUGCAUGUUUUGAGAUUGACAUGCACUUGUGUACCUUGAACAGAAAAAGUGGGAAUGAUGCUUUUAAACUUUGUCUACAGGUCAGUAUGCUAAAGAUAAGGGAAUGAAUCCUCCUCCAUCCCCCACUUUUUGGAAUCCAGGGUGGGAGUGUGUCUGGAAUUAAUCGAAGAUUUUAUGCUUUCCAAACUAAUCCAGAAAUAUAGGGAAGCCUCAAUUGCAAGGCAUUUCAUUGGCCAGUGUCUUUGCCUUGAAGGCCUUUGAACCAAUGAGGGUGCUUUGAACAUUUUCUAUCAUGGAGUAGGACAUAGGACUGCCUGCACCUAGAUUGGUUGGGUAUGGAUUUAAUAGAGCCAGAGGGCACCGCCGCUAUAGCACUUGACAAUCACUUAGAUAUAGGUAAGAACAUGGCUUUUUAAAAAAUCAUUCAGUUUCUUUCAACGGAAGUGCAUUUAUUUCUCUCUCUCUCUUUUUCCUUUAAAGAAAAGCCUAAGAAGAAUUGACACAUACUGUCCCAAUCAUGAACCCAGAGACAUUGCAGAAACGGGGAGGGGAGAGUUAAAAGAAGCAUUUACUCAUGUUUUUAGUACCAAUGCGUGCUCUAGCUGUCCCCUCCUCCUUUUCUUUACUAACCUGCAUGCCUUUGUUCUUAGGUGAAAUUGACUGAGAACAGUUUCCCCAUCCAGGCAGCCAUUUCUCAAGUUCCUGGAUCUGCACAGUAAUUAUACUGUGAACGUAAUUAAUUCCUAGUGAUGUUGGGUCAAUGUUACUAUUUCCUCUGUUCUCAGUUCAGUGACAUAAUGCACAGAUAGGAAGAAAAAGUAACCGGGCAAAGUUGCAUCAGGGUGUUUGUAGGGUUCAUUGGCCUAAACCAACAUCCCUUCCCCACCCCAUCCCCAGCUAUCUGCUGUGCAGACAAUAGGAUCAACCUGCAGUUGGCAUAAGGCCACCCUGUUCUUCAUUCUCAAAUGCACUGAACCAGCAUAUUUGGCAUCUGCAGAGAACCAGGGUGAAUAGUUCAAAACUGGACGAAUCCCAGGCCCUUCUUGUCAUCUUGCCGAUACUAGGUCAAAUAUUUUCGUAGCCCUCAAGGUGGGCCCUGCUGAAAUCACUAGGCAUCCCGACACCGACAAGCCAGUGAAUUUCAAUAUAACUUGGUAGUGUACAAAGCCUGCAUGCAUUGCAAAACCUGUAUCAAACCCACUUUUUGAUUUCUGAGUUGUAAAAUACAGCAGGGCAAAGUGAUAACCUUAAUUUUGUGAGGUUUUUAUCUUCUUUUAAAAGGCAUGUCUUGUGUACAAGGCUUGUAAUUAGCUGGGAAAAUGAUAUUUUUCUAAUAUAUGAUAUGGAAAUAGCAAAGGUUUUAUUCAAAGGAAUAAAGUGUAGAACAGUUUAGCUAUAAUAUAGCAUAGUACAAUCUGAAUAUUCUGAGGCAGCUAUAGGCGCUGGCUUGUGAGAACAGGCACUGCUGUUCCUGCUUUGGGCAGCUGACUGCCGGGGCAUGCGUGGCCUUGCCCCUCUCCCACCUCUUCUAUUGCACAUUGAAAGGAGUCUUAAUUAAAAGAAAGGGAAAUGGCUUUUCGUUUUUGCCAAAUAGCAGCAACCAAGAGUGAACACAUUUGCAUUGUUCCAUGCGAAACAGGCCAGCAAGCUCCUUCCAGGAGUGUUGUCGCUUUGAUCUUGUUUAAUUGCAUAUGCAACAAUCUGCGAUGUUAUGGCCAAAUCCUGCAGCCAGAGCAACCCUGGUUAUACUCAGGCAUUGAUUUCACAAUCAGAGGACAUUUCCCCCCCUUUUUUUUCGCAGUCCUCUGCUUUGGGCACUUCAUAGAAUGCAUUGGACCAAUCCAGAAAGACAUGGAUCCAGCACCCUCUCAAUGAACAACCCUCCUGAACGCAACUUCCAACCCGACCGUUUGCCAUGACAAGCUACUCUUAAACUCAGGGCACCUCAGGAGAAGUCUUGAGGAGAGGCCACACUGACUUGCAGGUGUCAGUGUAGAAACCAGCCAAAAAAGAUCUUGCAUUCUCCUUGCAUUGCCUUUAGAGGCAGGAACUGAUUAAACAUAUCCUGU